Galeopterus variegatus (Sunda flying lemur) is the source of this 696-nucleotide messenger RNA. RefSeq names its product interaptin-like. The transcript is spliced from 6 exons. Lineage: Eukaryota; Metazoa; Chordata; Mammalia; Dermoptera; Cynocephalidae. The record is from RefSeq and is a predicted model, not a curated record. The coding region runs from base 1 to 696 and encodes 231 amino acids.
AUGAGGAGCAACCGCAAGUCUCCCAGGUCACUGAAAGCCCAAAGGCACAGCCAAGAGUCCAUGACACCUGCAUCCACCCUGCUGCUGCUUUCGGUCUCUGAAGGAACAAAAUCAAAACUGCUUGAGCAAAUCCACUGGCUAAAGAAAAAACUAGAAGCUGUGGACCAUAAGGAAGCCAGUGCGGAACUGUUUGAAAAUAUGGUUCUUGUGAAAGACCAGUUCAUUGAGAAAUUGCAAACUGAAGUAAAAGCUUCCCAAGAGCAACUUGUAGCCCAUAAACUAAAGCAUGAAAAGAGAGUGAAAAAGCUAAAAAUUGAUUUGGCAACAGCUAAGCAAGAGGCUGCCCUCACAGUCCUGGAACUAAAUGAGAAGAUAGAGACUCUAUGUGAAGGAAAACCAGCCCCUAGAGAAGACAACUCACUGGAAGAGUUCUGUGGUGGUCUCCCACCUGUGGAAGAAGGUGAUAGAAAAAUCAGCCUGAUUAUGAAGUUGUCGACCCAGCUUUCCCUUCAGACUGAGAAGAUCACUCAGCUGGAAGAAGUUUUAGAGGAAAAGGAAAGAAAGAUUCAGCAACUGGAAGCUGAGCAGGAGCUCCAUCCUUUACAAGAGGUUGAGGAGCCUCCAGAAUGUUUACAAGAAGUCCCAAUGUUUUUUAAUAACUGUGUCACUUCUGUGGUCUCUCACGAGGAUUUAUAA